GCCUUUUUCUCAAUGAAGCCUUCACUGUCAAUUUUUCGCGAAGUCCUGUAUCAUCUUCCUCCUACAAUUGCGCGUCUUCAACGCGAAGCCAUAAACCCCGACGCGACAUUGGCAGUAAAUGGGUUCAUCAAAUCCAUACGGCGCCAGAAACGAGUGUCUUUCGCCGUCCUCAGUGAUGGGAGUCAUGCUCAAGGCAUACAGGCGGUAUUUCUUGAUACCUCCUUAACAGACGGACUAACGAACGGGACGAGUGUGCGCCUCACUGGCAAAAUUAAGGACAGUCCUGGGCAGAAACAGGAUAGGGAACUCUUGGUCGACGCUGUAGAGAUCCUUGGCGGAUGUGAUCCUGAGACUUAUCCCAUACAAAAGCAGACCCUUUCUACAGAAUAUCUACGCGAAAACAUGCAUCUGCGUGCACGGACAGAUAAUGUCAGCGCUAUGCUAAGGUUACGUAGCCGUCUCAUGCACUCUGUAAUGAACUACUUCAAUACCCAAGGAUUCUACUUCACCCACACACCCAUACUUACUGGCAAUGAUGCCGAGGGAGCCGGAGAAACUUUUCGUCUAGCUCAGUUCGCAGAUCCACAACUUGACAGGCCAAACCAGACCUCGGAAUUCUUUGGUCAUCCUGCUCAUCUUACAGUGUCCUCACAGCUUCAUCUUGAAGCGCUAGCUUCGGGACUGUCUCGUGUAUACACACUCUCCCCUUGUUUUCGCGCCGAACGAUCGCAGACUAACCGACAUUUGGCGGAGUUCUGGAUGCUGGAAGCCGAGUGGAUGGACGUCAACCGAGAGGGCGUUCAAGGAAUCUGUGGGCUCGUGGAGGAUAGUUUAAAAUCCUACGCAUCUGAUGUAAUCGGCGGUCAAGAUGUCGAGGUCCUCUGGAAGGACGUAGAUGAAGUACGGAGAAAGACCUUGGAGAAUUCACUCUCCGGAACAUGGGCUAGAAUGACAUACGGAGAUGCCGUAAAGGCUCUCCAGGACGCCAAAAAUGUCACAUUCGAAUUCGAACCCCAAUGGGGGUGCACGCUUCAGAGCGAGCAUGAGAAAUGGCUUUCUGAAAUCUUCAUUGGGGGACCUGUGUUCAUCACAGAUUAUCCAAGGGACCUAAAGCCCUUCUACAUGCGAGCGAAUGAGGAUGGCGAGACAGUAGGGCUGCUUCGACCUGAUAGCUCGGUCAGGGAAGAAAGGAUGGACGUACUGGAGUCCAAAAUGAGGAAAAAUGGUCUGGGAUUGGGAAAGCAUGAAUAUGGAUGGUACGCCGACCUUCGACGAUAUGGUGGCUCGCCCCACGUAGGUUUCGGUAUGGGAUUUGAACGGCUGGUAGCCUGGUUGGGAGGGAUUGACAACGUCAGAGAAUGUGUACCUAUGCCCAGAUGGGCGUCUAAAAUGUUGCUAUAG
This is a messenger RNA of Desarmillaria tabescens, 1401 nucleotides long. Its product is annotated as asparaginyl-tRNA synthetase. Gene Ontology annotation, molecular function: nucleic acid binding; ATP binding; asparagine-tRNA ligase activity. Gene Ontology annotation, cellular component: mitochondrion. The record is from RefSeq and is a predicted model, not a curated record. The transcript is spliced from 5 exons. Lineage: Eukaryota; Fungi; Basidiomycota; Agaricomycetes; Agaricales; Physalacriaceae. Gene Ontology annotation, biological process: asparaginyl-tRNA aminoacylation. Bases 13 to 1401 code for a protein of 462 amino acids.